GCCAUACUCUAUUCUCAUCAACAUUGUGAAGUCCUUUCCGCUGCCACUCAUUGCCGCUUGCGGCCCCUUCCCUUCAUGAUAGAUCUGGAUAUACAAUGCCCGCUCGAAUACGCGUUGCUGCCUUCUCUCGCACACCCUUAAUAUAUUCGUCCUCAACCGCCUUCCAACAUGAACUUCGCUCUAGUUCACGCUAUACUCGCCACUUCUCCCAGUCCUUAAGGAGCAGCACUGUACUGCGUGAUCAGUUCUAUGCAUGGCUCUCCGGUCCUGGACAGAACUUUGAGAAACCACUCCCAGGCUCAACAAAUUACCUUUCGGCUUACACAAGCGACGGGGUACUAAGACGACAGAAGGAGGAAACAAAAGUUGACGAGAAAGAAAAAAGCCAAGAAUCAUCAGCAGCGAAAGUAGCAAAUGAUGGCGCCAGUAUAGACGGACAGAAUGCAGACGAUCCUGCGACCGCCAUGGAUAAUCCCGACAAUACUACGGACACACCAGAGGAGCCUGAAGAACUCAAAGAAGAAGAGCUAGAGAAUGACCAAUUGAAGAAGGAAUCACUCCGUGAUUUACGCCCGUUUCCUAUGAAUCAACAAUUCGUCAGCGAGAGCGUUCUCAGUGAAUCCGUCCGCGAGGACAUCUACAAUCAAGUCGUAAAUAAAGGCACACACGUCGUCAAGGCGUCCGCCGACGCAAACAUCAGUAUAGAGCGCGUCGCUGCUGUUGUGCGUCUAAAACAGAUAGAAAAGAACUGGCUGAAAGAUGGCAAACCCCUCGCAAGAGCCUACUCUCGGGCUGUACUGAGCAUGCUCCCGCAGACUACAUCUAUCGCACAAGCGCACGAGUCCAUCACAGAUAUCCCAAUUCUGCCGUCGACUACACGUCAGGUCUUCCAUCCUGUCCCAGAAUCGCGCCAUUUUACUCGUGCCGACGCAGCAAAGGCUUUCUCGGACAAUCUCAAGCCCGCCGACGAGCGCAUGCCGCAUCAGGAACUCAUCCUGACCAGAAAGCUACAGCUGCAGGGCGAGAGGCAGCAUGCAAUUCGGAUCAAAGUGGCGCAGUUUGCAGCUCAACAGGAGAAGGAACGAAUCGGAAAGCGUGAGGCGCUGAAGAGGAGGGAGGAGAAGAGAACGACGGUGGUGGCGGGACGGAGGUGGGAUUUCCAGAUUAAGGAGAUCAAGGCUGAGGAUGUUGGGUACAAGGGGAAGAAUCCCAAGGGUACAGGAUGGAGGUAUGGAAUGCCGCAUGAGGACCGAAAGAGGGCGCUCAUCAAGAUCCCCGAACGUGUGGAGGCAUAGAUGUGUGUAUACCAUAGGUCAAUGGAGUAGUGUAUAUAUGUUGUUAGAAUAAUCUUGUAUUAUAUGUGUAAUACUGACAUAUCUACACAACACAACCUC
Pseudovirgaria hyperparasitica is the source of this 1394-nucleotide messenger RNA. RefSeq lists its product as uncharacterized. The transcript has 2 exons. Gene Ontology annotation, cellular component: mitochondrial small ribosomal subunit. Gene Ontology annotation, molecular function: structural constituent of ribosome. The record is from RefSeq and is a predicted model, not a curated record. NCBI's taxonomy places the organism in Eukaryota, Fungi, Ascomycota, Dothideomycetes, Acrospermales, Acrospermaceae. Bases 96 to 1295 code for a protein of 399 amino acids. Gene Ontology annotation, biological process: mitochondrial translation.